UACCGUUUUUUACAGCUUGAAUUUUUAAAAUCACAGUAUCCCUGAAGGCAACAGAACUCCGCCUCCUCUGAGCAGCUCCUCACUAGCUGGAGCCAUUUUGAUUUGAGCCGCAUCUCUCCGGAGAGAAAAACUGUCUGGAAAAGCAUUUCCUGCGGAGAAGGGCAGCUAAUGUGGGACCAGGGAGGACAGCCUUGGCCCCAGUGGCCUCUGAGCAGCCAGCAGCAAUGGAUGCAGUCUUUCCAACACCAGCAUGAUCCAGGCCAAGUGGACUGGGCUGCUCUGGCACAGGCCUGGAUAGCACAGAAAGAGUCAACAGGACCACCACCGCCUCCACCCCCACCUCCACCCCACAGCAUCCAGCCCAAUGGGCAGGACAUCCCCGGCCUUGAAAAUGCUCCACCGGCCAAUCAUGGAAACUUUCAAGGUGAACCUCCAUUUGGAAGGAUGUGGCAACCAGAAUGGGGAAUACAUGGUCAGCCCCCUCCCCCUCCCCCUCCUCCCCCUGAGCAGCCCUGGAUCCCUCCAGGUUCAGCGCCGAUGGAUGUUGUGACCCCGAAUGAGGACAGCAGCAGUCAGGACAGCGUGGAGUUCAACUCUGAAGCCCGCCACGGGGUUUAUCCCCAGAACAGCCAUGGGUAUGGGGCACAGCCCGACAGCUACGCCAUGGCCCCCAUGGCCAUGAACCAGUUUGAUUAUCAGCACGGUGCAGCUCCAGCCUUCCCUCCAGCCUCCUCAGGAUUUCACACACCCCCCUACUGGCAGGGUCCUUCUCAGAACAGACGAGAUGCCCGACCGCCCGGGUUUAGAGAGCGACCCCGAUCGCCUAUCCAGCUUCCCGUUAAACCUCCAGAGGCCCCCGUAGCACCUCUAGACGCAGUGAAGCGGCGCACGCUGCCAGCGUGGAUCCGAGAGGGUCUGGAGAAGAUGGACAGGGAGAAGCAGAAGAAGCUGGAGCGGGAGCGAAUGGAAAAAGAGCGAGCGGAGAGGAAAAAGGAGGACAGGAAAGAACAGGAGCCUAACGUGGAAGGAGACGGGCCUCGUCUGCCCCGCAAGAGUAAAUUCGACAGCGAUGAUGAAGGCAACGAUGAACAUGAGAACGAAGAGAAAGUGACUAUCAAGAGAGAGUUUUCCACCCGGAGCCCGUCUCCAGCCGCUGACGACAGCGAACCAGAACUAACGGAUGAGUUAAAGGAAGAGCUGCUGAUGGGCAUGACUAAAACUCUGCUGACAGAGAUCCUCCUGACGGUCACCAAUGAAGAGAUCCUGCAUGUUGCCAGAGACGCCCACAGAAAAGCCACCCGAGCUCCUGCAAAACAGCUGGCACAGUCAAGUGCACUGGCUUCUCUGACUGGUCUCAGCGGGAUUGGUGACUAUGGCUCAGACGAAAGUGAGGAUGAUGAGGCUCGCAGUCCCCGAGGAUCCGACUCCUCCGACACAGACGAUGAAGAGCUGCAUCACCGCAUCCGAGUGAAGCAGGAUGCCUUCCGGCGCAAAGAGCAGGAAAUGCAGGAAAAACAAGCACAAGAGCUGGCCCGUGAGGAGGUGUCGAAGGAGAGAUUAAGCAGAGAAAAGGAGGAAUACAAGGAGGGUCAGUUAGAAAAUGUACAUAAGCAGGAAGUAAACGACAGGGAGCAAGAGUCCUUGGUAGACAGGCGUGGGUCCCGCAGCGACGAAGGGAAGCAUCCAGGCAGAGGGAAGGAGCCGCCGAGGCGAGGCGGCAGCGAAUCCCCGGCCAAUGGACGCAGUAGCAGCUCCCACUCCUCCUCUAGCCGCAGCAGCUCCCACUCCUCCUCUACCUCCUCGUCUUCCUCAGCAUCUUCUCGUAGCUCCUCUCGCUCCUCUUCACCGCAAAGGAAGAGGAGGCGCAGUCGCUCCUCGUCCCGUAAAGCCCGGCGGCGCAGCCGGAGCCAUAGCUCCCACAGGCACCGUAGCGAGAAAGGGAGGGACAGGAGGAGGAGCAGCGCAGAGCGAUCGGGUCGGCACAAGAGGGAGCGCAGCGUCUCCAGGGAACACAGGAGCCGCAGGAGUAGAUCUCGAUCCAGGGAUAGAGGCAGGGGUAAGGGCAGAGACAGCCGCAGUCGCAGCAGAGACAGAGGGAGGGAUAAGGAGAGGAAGAGGAGCCGGGAGCGCAGGGACAGCAGUCACAGCCGGAGCAGUAAACACAAACAAAAGGCCUCCAGCAGAGACAGGGAGAGGAGGAGAGACAGAAGCCGAAGCCAUGAAAAAGAUAAGAAAAAGAAGGAUAAAGACAAGGAUAGAGAGAAAGACGGCGACAGAAAGAAAGAGAAACCUAGAUCUAAAGACAAGGAGAAGGAAAAAGGAAGCUCUGCUACGGAGGAGAACGACAAAGCAAAGAAAAGGAGGGAGAGCGACUCCUUAACAAACUCGCAGAACGACAAGCGCUCCCGGCAAGAUAGCAAAGGCUCCAAAAAGGGCUCCGGCAAGGCUAGCAAGAGGCGCUCAGACUCCGACUCCAGUAGAUCCCCCAGCCCCGAAGUUAGCAAGGAAAAAAAAUCCAAGAAAUCCAAACGUAGCCGGUCAAGGUCGGUGGAAAAACCUCACAAGUCUGGUAAGAAGGCAAGCCGCAAACACAAGUCUAAGUCACGAUCAAGGUCGACAUCCCCGUCGCGUAGAAGCAAACGCUGAGGAGCGCAGCGGACACGCCGAUCUGUGUAUUUAACCACUUAAAAUUCCAUGAGUUGAGCAGGCUUGUCUCAUUAUAGAGGCAGUUGUGUAGGUGAACACCCCCCUCAUUCAUUUCUUUUAUUGUAAAUAUGCUGUGGUUGUUUUUUUUUAAGCGUGACUGAUGAGCAAAACAUUACACAGUUAAAUCAGCUAAAACAUUAACUUGUAUCAUUUUAAAAACAAACUUUUCCCGUCACACUGUUGUAUGAUGUCCAAUAAAGCCGUUUCUUCCUCGUUUUGUCUUAAA
Molecule: messenger RNA, 2932 nt
Organism: Cyprinodon tularosa
Lineage: Eukaryota; Metazoa; Chordata; Actinopteri; Cyprinodontiformes; Cyprinodontidae
Gene: pnisr
Product: PNN-interacting serine/arginine-rich protein
Exons: 12
Coding region: 169-2646 (825 amino acids)
Cellular component (GO): presynaptic active zone; nuclear speck
Molecular function (GO): RNA binding
Source: RefSeq, a predicted model, not a curated record